AUGAGCCAGACUCAGUCGAGCUACCGCACGGUAGCAUAUUUCGUCAAUUGGGCGAUUUAUGGAAGGAACCAUCAGCCACAAGAUCUGCCUGCGGACAAGCUCACCCACAUCUUGUACGCCUUCGCAAAUGUGCGGCCCGAGACCGGCGAGGUAUACUUGACGGAUUCGUGGGCCGACUCCGACAAGCACUACCCGAGCGACUCAUGGAACGAUGUUGGCGACAACCUCUAUGGCUGUCUGAAGCAAUUGUAUCUGCUCAAGAAGCGCAAUCGUCGCAUGAAGGUCCUGCUCAGCAUCGGUGGAUGGACUUACAGCUCGAAUUUCGCCGCACCGGCCUCCACUGAAGCUGGCCGUAAAACCUUCGCGGACUCCGCCGUCGCUCUGCUCCAGAACUAUGGAUUUGAUGGUCUGGACAUAGAUUGGGAAUACCCCAAGGAUCCCACAGAAGCCGCCAAUUUCACGCAGCUGCUUCAGGUGACUCGUCAUGCUCUGCAGAGCUACGAACAGACUCUCCCAGCGCCUCAGCCACACUUUCUGCUCACGGUAGCUUCGCCGGCGGGCUUGUCUAAUGCGCGACAUAUGGAGAUCACGGCCAUGGACCAGCAGCUGGACUUCUGGAACCUGAUGGCCUACGACUUUGCAGGCUCCUGGGACUCCACGGCGGGUCAUCAGGCGAACGUCUUCCCUUCGUCGGAGAACCCAGCCGCGACGCCAUUCAGCAUUGACGCUGCUGUCCAGCACUACAUCAGCCAGGGAGUUGCGCCGUCCAAGAUUGUUCUUGGUAUGCCUCUGUAUGGUCGUGCUUUCGCACAGACCGAUGGCCCAGGAAAGCCCUACAGCGGUUUGGGUGAGGGCACCCCUGAGCAAGGCAGCUGGGAAAAUGGCGUUUGGGAGUACAAGGCUCUUCCUCGUCCGUCCGCAACGGUCAACCACGAUCCCGGAUUGGUUGCUUCUUGGUCGUACGAUCCUUCGACACGAACCAUGAUCACUUACGAUGACCCACAAGUCGCCGCGCAAAAGGUACAGUACAUACAGCAACGCUGCCUCGGCGGUGCUAUGUGGUGGGAGAGCAGCGGCGACUACAAGGCCGACGGCAGCGGCCCCGGACAGAGCCUCAUCGCGCUGGUCGCCAAUGCUCUAGGCGGUUAUGGAGGGAAACAUCUCGAUGCGGCUGAGAAUGAACUGAGAUAUCCGGCAAGCAAAUAUGAGAACCUGAAAGCAGGAAUGCCGCAAGAAUAG
Molecule: messenger RNA, 1239 nt
Organism: Dissoconium aciculare CBS 342.82
Lineage: Eukaryota; Fungi; Ascomycota; Dothideomycetes; Mycosphaerellales; Dissoconiaceae
Product: glycoside hydrolase family 18 protein
Exons: 2
Coding region: 1-1239 (412 amino acids)
Biological process (GO): carbohydrate metabolic process; chitin catabolic process
Cellular component (GO): extracellular region
Molecular function (GO): chitinase activity; chitin binding
Source: RefSeq, a predicted model, not a curated record